UGCGACUGCCUCAGAAGGUUAUUCCAGGAAUUCUUUCAGAAGAAAUUGUUUGUAGAAAUGUUUAGACCGUAGUUCGAACAACCAAAAGUGUUGGAUAUGCUCUUACGUUCGUGCGGAGAGGAAAUAAAGCGACAGACGCGCUUUGUGUCAUUAUUUGUGCCGGCAAUGGAAGCGCACAGCGUUGGAUAUGUGGUUUUAAUAGCGCGAGUCGAUAGCUCCGAACACCCUGCCAGCCGCCACCGUGCGAGGGUCGCAACACGAAGUUCGGAUCCCGGCGAACUUCGCUUGUUGGCGCUUGCGAUGUGGCGAGCUGCGCAAGGAGUUUGUCGGCGUCAUGAUGACGCCGACAAACUCCUUGCGCAGCUCGCCACAUCGCAAGCGCCAACAAGCGAAGUUCGCCGGGAUCCGAACUUCGUGUUGCGACUCUCGCACGGUGGCGGCUGGCAGGGUGUUCGGAGCUAUCGACUCGUGCGGGCAAGUGGGGGCGCCGUUGCAACUGCAAGCCCGAACUACAACAUGAUUGUUGGUGUGUUGUCAUACAGUAUGUCUUCUUCCAAGGGCGAGGUGGAGCCAACAGGGACCUCUGAGAAGGAAUCACGAAAAGAUUCCACGAGGCGGUCGUCUACUGCCACGCAGGGGUGGUCGAACUAUUCAAGGUCGAAAUGGUUCAUCGACUGUGGAGACGAUUCCAACCCCACUACGCAGCCAUGUGGUCCUGUCAUCUUCAUCGAUGACAGCAGAAGGCGUAGAGUGCUUGGUGGCGUCUUGAGGUGGGAGGACGCAAAGGGGGGCCGGCGACAUUUCUAUAUGCAGAAAGUUUAUAGCGCCAAGGGCAACGUCGUUGCCAAUUCGAAAGGGACGUUGCUGGACCUCGAAUUGUGUGAGGGGUUCGGAGCGGGUGCUGUGAACACCCCGUUCCAUAGAGAACUCGUUCUCGGGGGCAGUUUUGUUUUGGCGCGUGAAUUUUUCGACAUGUUGGCGGAUAAAAACAUCGCUCUAGACGUCCCCUGCGACGUCAACCCAUCCCUUGAGCUGUUGUUGCCGUUGAAGCUCUGCAGCGGUUGCGAGUCAAGCGGGGCAGGGGCGGAAGGCGGUGAUCUGGGUUCUGGUCCCGCCACUCAGCUGCAUCGUGGCGAGAGCCGAGGUCAGUUCGACGACAGCAAGGAUGAGGGGACUGCUCCGCCGUUGAGUGACACACGGCGGUCUGUGUUGUAUAUUCCUGGGGUUCAGACUGAUGCUCCAGUUCAACGGAAGAGUAUGAGGCCUGUAGUACAGGUGGCGGACUAUUCGGAGGUCGACUUGGAGGCGAGCGAGGGACAGGGUGUGGAGGAGGUGGACGCGGGAGGCCUGGGCUCGCAAGGAGCUCCGCAAAAGAGGAGGGGGGAUCGUCCAGACGAGUUCGCCGAUUCUACGAAGAAGUUAAAGAGCAAGGCCCCCAGGACUGCGGGGGAGAAACGCAAGGGGACGGAGGGGGAGCAGGGCCAGCAGGUUGCCAAACGACCGUCUUCGAGACAGAAGCAGCCUGAGUCUAGACCAUCUUCUUUACCGACAACAGGGACUCCCAUCGACGUCGACGCCGGGUACUUCCUCGAGUACAAAGAUGACGUUUGGACAAAGCGGGAGUUCGACAUUAGCCCUGCGCAGGUCGUCGACCUCGAGGACUGGGAGGACCUGUACAACCAGCGGUCCCUGGAUCCCGUGCUCGUGGAUGGGAUCAAAGAAGCGAUGCGGUUGGCAUCAGCAGGGCGAGGAGGCCAUCAGGAAACAAGGCACUGCCAUGCGUUCCUAUUUCCCACUGGCGAUGGCGGGGGAGAACGUCUGGAAACUGGCCGUCGAGUUUUUCGAGAAAUGGGAGACAGGAGAUUGUUCGGACACGACGGCGCAAAGUGGAUCAUGCGGAAGAAGAAAGUCAAAAACGUGAAGCCUGGGGUUGCAUACAUCCAUAAUGACAAGCUGGGCGGGAAGAAGGCCGUGUACAACGUCCCUGUGGACCCGCCGUCAAAGAAAUGCAAAAAGGAGAAAGAGGAGGGCGAGUGGUUCGUGCAAGUGCCAGAGCCGGACGCGCAUUGUUGGAAAACGAUGGAGUUGCUAACAGACAACGAGAAGUGCCGCGUCCUGAAGAAGGUGCUCGCUUGCGAGGUGGUUUGGGUACAGGCCGGCUCGCCAGCGUUGGCGAAGCUCGGAAAGCUGAGCGUCCAGGAGGUGGUGAAUUUGGUGAAGUGCGAACGGCUGCUGGUGCGUCUGUGGAACUACUACCAGUUCAAGCACGACAAAAGGCCACACGCGGAUUGGAGCCAAAGGUUCCCGUUUCUGAAAUCAAGGCCCGCAAUUUUCAGACAGUUUGAGAGUCAUGGUUUGGAUGCUGAGUUGUGGGACGGGAGCACGAAAUACGUCACUGACUCCUCGCUGUUCAAGGACUGCCCGCCCUACAUAGGCUGCGACGACGACAGAUCGAUCGAGGCGACGGAGAAGUUGGCCGGUCACAAGAAGCUGUCCGUCGACUGGAGGAAUAAGGUCCUGUCCGUGUUGACUGGCAGUAGACUGAAGAGUCGAGAGAUCGCGCUCGCCGAAGGCAUUGUGCACAUAAAAUGGAAUGACACGGGCGACGUGACAUCCAUCACGCCAUUCGGCAACGACCCCUUGGAGGCAGACAUAAGGAGUGCGAAGGUGAAGGAGGCAGUGGUUGCCACAAAGAGUCACACGUUCGUCCUCGAUCUGUGCGAACCGGUGGACCUGAAGCUUUGGAAACCGCAAGCGUUCGACACUCUGAAUUCCCUACUCCAGACGUGGUGUCCGUCGCAUUGCACGCUCGUUGUUUUUGUCCCGCGACAGCAGAACCUCUCCUUUCUGGCCAGCAUGAACCAUCUUUCUUUCGUCAAGCUGCUGGAAGGGAAGUGGGCGAGGAGGUGUCAACAGAAGAAAAGCUUCCCCGUCGGGAACAAUUUGUACACGGAAGACGACCGGAUGUACAUACUCUUUAAAGGCGACGAUUUGCGGGCCAACACGUCCGUCGUCUACGAGGGGAAACUGCCGGCAGGCUCCGCUGCUGCAAUGCGGGUACCACAAAAGGUUACGCAAACGGAUGUAUCCGACAUCCCAUUCAACGCUUGCAACUGGUCGCAUACCUCGCCUGCACGUCGGGGCAUUGUGUACGGGGACAUGAAACGCAACCCCGCCCAAUUCGUUCAGCUUCUCGAAUCCAUCACCAAGAAGGGGGAGGGUGUCGUCUUCCUCGGGAAGCCACACGCGAGGUUAGUCUGGGAAGUACUGAAGGCAGGACGGCAUGUCAUCGCGAUGGAAGGGAACUCCGAGCUCUUGCAAUUUACAAUUGAUCUCGUCAAAAGCGAGGUCAAUUCGGGUGCCCACAAUUACGAGUUCAUGGUCGUCACCGAGACUCGGGCUCGCGCGUGGAACAACAAGACGGACAUGUGGUUCAAGUUGAGUGCGAGGAAGCGGAACAAGAUAUACGACUUCUUGUUCCUGCAAAAGCGGCCGAAGAGAGACACCGACGCCGAGUACGUGCGCCGCAAGGACCACAUGUUCACGUUGCUCGACAACUACCACGGCGCCUCCCGCAUGAACGCGAAGACCUUUCUCGAGAGGUUGCAGUCCCUUUACUUCGUGGAGUCAGAGGAGGAGAUGACGUUCAGCAGUUACUCCUCCUUGAUCUCAACGAAAGACGAGGAGACCAGCGACAUCGAGUUCGACGCGACCGCGGACGAGGAGGGCAGGGACACCGAAAGCCUCGACCUGCAGUACGACCAACAUUCCUCGCAGCACGGUACAGGGUCGUCCUUGGCAGGGUCCCGGGGACCGGAAGGUGGGGACAACGAGGGCAACGAGGUUGGGGGCGGCAAACGAGUCCCGAGGCGACAACAAGACGGCGACGAGGCUGAGGGCGGGUCUCAGGGCGACACCACGACAGCAAAAGGCAGCGGCGGGGUGGCGGGGGAGGCCCUCGGGCGUCAGCAGUCUACCGGUCCCGGUCCGGAAUGCUCGGCACAGUGGGAGGACGUGCCCAGUUCAUCCGCCUGCUCGGUGAUGGCGGCCUUGGUUGCUCUCCGUGCCGGCUCGGUCGAAACGUUCAAGUCCGCCGGGAUCCGAACUUCAAUGCUUGCAGACCGGACAGAGAGGACGGACGCGCAGAGCUGGUCAAGACCGGGGGUGGCGAGUCGUCAUCCCAAAAUAGACAGCGGUGCGGUGAGGGACGGGACUUCGCCGCCUGCGGGGGAUCGCCAACUGCUUCGGUCGGAGCGAGAGGGUGCGUGUGGAGGGCCCCGUGAAAGGGAGACGGCGAAGUUCGUCGGGAUCCGAACUUCUCCAAGCAAGGAGUGUGGAGGGCCCAGCGACAGGGAGUCGGCGAAGUUCGCCGGGAUCCGAACAUCUUCAGGCAAGGGGGGCCAACCAGGGAUAUUGGUGCAGGCGGGAGGGGCUGAGUGCGGCGGGCGGGAAGCGCAUUCAUCGGGAAUUGACACGGGUUCGGGCGAAGUGGCUGGAUUGCAUGCAGGGGAAGAAGGCAGGGUGAUGGACAAAGAGAAGGAAGAGGAACGAGACACAGGGGAGGAAUUGGAGGAAGGAAUGGAUGAAGGGGAGGAAGAAGAGGAUGAAGGAGAGAAAGGGGAAGAAACGGAGUUGGCUGGGUUGCUAGGAGGGCGGACGGGGCAAAAGGUAAACUCGAUACAAGAGACGACGAACGGACUUUCGGCGACGACGAUGACAGAUCUGGAAAGUCUUCUGACGAAUUCGGGCAGCUGUACGGAGAACACCGCGAGGAAGACGAGGACGACGAUGACACUACACUGGGUAUGGAGACACAGGUGGUCACAAGCCUUUCGGCAGAACGUGAUGACAAUGAGGUCCAAGCAAUGACGUCUGUCGUCGAUCUCCAACACCGGUUCAACGAAGCUCGUGUAGCAGUCAGCCUGACUAAACCGAGUGUGCGUAUUGA
Molecule: messenger RNA, 4948 nt
Organism: Chara braunii
Lineage: Eukaryota; Viridiplantae; Streptophyta; Charophyceae; Charales; Characeae
Source: the annotation of a GenBank genome assembly